Molecule: messenger RNA, 3154 nt
Organism: Pomacea canaliculata
Lineage: Eukaryota; Metazoa; Mollusca; Gastropoda; Architaenioglossa; Ampullariidae
Product: solute carrier family 28 member 3-like
Exons: 13
Coding region: 548-2386 (612 amino acids)
Biological process (GO): nucleoside transmembrane transport
Cellular component (GO): membrane
Molecular function (GO): nucleoside:sodium symporter activity
Source: RefSeq, a predicted model, not a curated record
UUUUUUAACUUAUUUUGUUCCUGUGUUAACGUUUUCAGCCACCAGAGGAUGCAGGAUAAGUCAAUACAUGUAGUUGAUUUCACUUUAAAAUAAUGUUGAAUCAAAAGAAGGGAGUUGUAGAAACACGAAAUAUGAGAAUAAUCAAGUAUUCGAGAAUACAAAUCUUUUGAAUAAUCGUUUUAUUUACUGCACAAGAAAGGCAAAGAUGUCUACGCCCUAGCGUGAGACGCCCAUGGCUGUCCCUCCCUACAAAUCUUGCCACCUCUUCGUUCUCCUCUCAGGCACACUGUUCUCUCUCUCUCUGCAACACCUGGUUACAGUGCAAGCUCCUUGCCGGUGAUAUGUCCUUAGUUGGUGGCUCGGCGCAAAACACCUUUUCCCUCCCCACUUCCCUGCCACUCGUCGGACUUUGGUACUGUCCCCACCCCACCCCCCAGUGAAAGUGUGCAACGAAUCAGGCUGAAAAUUUCGGUCAAGUCGUGGAAAAAGCAGUCAAAUACGAUGUGUCUUUAGAAUAUUCAUAGCAAGAGACAGACCUGCAGGAGAAAUGGCAGAACUGACAGAAUACAAGCCGCACGAGUCGGGUGAGACCAACUUCGGAUACCAAAAUCAUGAUGAGGACGCGGAGAAAAAUCAAGUUUACACAGAGGUGCAGCCACCAGAAAACCCCGGUUCCAGCCAUCCACAAGGUCGAUGUUCUGCCUUCAUUGGGGUGGCUCAGAGAGCCCUGGGUACCUGGGUCAAGAAGAAUCGCCGCCAGCUGAUAAUAGGGAUCAAGGCCGUGGUCUUCCUGCUCUACUUCGCGUACUUUGGGUACGCCAUGUAUUACCGGUUUGGUGACGAGGGGUCCAUCCGUCUGCUGGCCUGCACGGUUCUCGGCGUGCUCAUCCUGUUGCUGUCUUUGACCUCAGAUGCGAUCAUCCAGAAGUUGGGCGCCAUCUGCGCCAGCGUCAACUUGAGCAGACGACAGCGCGCUGGCACCAUCCUACGCUGGGUCCUGUACGUUCUGAUGGCAGGCUUUGCCGUCAUCUUCGUCAUCGUCGACAUCGCACUCCGAGAGCCCCGGAACCUGAUGUCACUGACAGGCAUGGCGUUCUUCGUCAUCGUGCUGUACAUCACAUCCACAGACCCAGCCAGAGUGAACUGGCACCCUGUGUUUUGGGGCAUGUCCUUGCAGUACAUCUUUGCCCUGCUCAUCAUCAGGACAACAUGGGGUUACGAUGCCUUCCAGUGGCUGGGUGACAGGGUUACCGAGCUUCUCAAAUACUCCAAUGCCGGCGCUCAGUUCGUCUUUGGGGACAAGUACACUUAUCACAUGUUUGCUUUUCAGGUGCUCCCAGUGAUCGUGUAUUUCAGUUCGCUGAUUUCCGUGUUGUAUUACCUGGGAGUCAUGCAGUCUAUCAUCGGAAUCAUCGGCCGUUUCCUCGCAUUUUGUCUGGACACGUCCGCCACCGAGUCACUCAACGCAGCCGGUAACAUCUUUGUCGGACAGACAGAGAGUCCCCUGUUGAUCCGGCCCUUCAUGGAGACCAUGACCAGGUCCCAGCUGCACGCCGUCAUGACGGGAGGGUUCGCCACUGUCUCCGGCUCUGUCCUCGGGGCCUAUGUCUCGUACGGGGUCAACGCCAGUUACCUACUGGGGGCGUCAGUCAUGUCGGCACCAGCAGCUUUGGCCAUCUCUAAACUGACCUGUCCAGAAACCGAGGUCAAUAAGAUCGACGAGAAGGAAGUGUAUAAAAUGGAAGCCGGGUCGUCGCACAACGUGAUCGAGGCGGCCUCCUCCGGCGCCUCAACGGCCAUCCAGCUGGUGGCUAACGUCGCGGUCAACGUCAUGGCCUUCCUGGCUAUUCUCGAGUUCUUCAACGCCACUCUCGUCUGGUUUGGAGACAGGGUCGGUGUGGAUGGCCUGACCUUUCAGUUUCUGUGUUCGUACGUGUUCUACCCGAUGGCCUUCCUGAUGGGGGUAGAUACCCAGGACUGCCGGCGCGUGGCCCAACUCAUAGGCUACAAGACAUUCACUAAUGAGUUUGUCGCUUACAUCGAGAUGGGAAAGCUUCUGGACAACGGGAAAGUUUACAGCAACUACACCGCGACCUUCGGCCCAGAUGCUCCCAUCGAACACAACGGGCUGGACGUCACCCUCACGCAGUGGGGCACGGUUCUAAUCGGCGGUUUUCUGACGGCACGUUCCGAGCUGAUAACCACAUAUGCACUGUGUGGUUUCUCCAACCUGGGCUCCAUGGGCAUCCAGUUGGGCGGCCUGGGGGCCAUGGCGCCGAACCGCAAGACGGACCUGUCGCGCCUCGUCCUGCGGGCCAUGAUCGCCGGCAACGUCGCUUGCUUCAUGACGGCUUGCAUCGCAGGUUUAUUCUUUAACCAACGGUGAAAGAAGAUCGCACCAUCAAACCGACAUUCGGGGAUGAUUUUGCCGCAUUGUCAAUGUUCUCGAAAACUUUCUUUGGAAGCUUAUUAGGAGAGUAAGCACUGCCAAUAUCGAAAGUUUCAUUCCAUGAAACUGUUGCCAAAAUGACAUUUUAGUGGACACAAAACGUUUGGCAAAACAUGAGCAGUUACACAUAAUCAGCAAUGUCUGGUUAUGAUGACAAUUGAACAUUGUAAAUGCCUUCAUUAACAUCGAGACUAAUGUGUUUUGUUUUUUUUCUUUUUUACCUAGGUACAAACCAUAAAAGACUUAUGUCUAGGAAAAUGACUUUAAUUAAGGCUUUUAGAUUUUCGCUGAUUAAAUAAGGUAGACGACUCAUGAAUGUAUUUUGCUGAAGACUUUCAUCUGAGUUGUUAUAAAAGGUAAACACGGUGGAGGGAGAGUGCGGUUUCCCCUUCCACAUACUUUCUCAGUGCAUCGGCCUUAUCUUCCAGCCAGCAUGUGGUUCCAGAGUGCAGGUCAAUACGAACCCGCGUUUGUCCAGUUCUUGAAAUAGCUAAAUAAGGACUCGUUUCCGAACUUUAAAAAAAUUGUCAAAGAAAUGGUAGUGAUGUUUGCAUCGACGUAUGUGUGCUAACAGACUUUUUCAAUCAUGUGCGACCUGCGUUCACGGAUGACAAGCAUCUGGCCGCAGUUCUGCAAAUCGACAGGUCGGAAACACGGCCAGAUUUUGAAAGGCUCUUGGGUGAAUUCAAACAGCUUCACUUUUCA